Messenger RNA from Drosophila sulfurigaster albostrigata, 609 nucleotides. Its product is annotated as DNA polymerase zeta subunit 2-like. NCBI's taxonomy places the organism in Eukaryota, Metazoa, Arthropoda, Insecta, Diptera, Drosophilidae. The record is from RefSeq and is a predicted model, not a curated record. The transcript has a single exon. Gene Ontology annotation, cellular component: zeta DNA polymerase complex. Bases 1 to 609 code for a protein of 202 amino acids.
AUGAAUUCCGAAGAUAUUGCUGCCAUAUAUUUGGAGGCUGUAGAAAUAUUUGUAAAUCACAUUCUCUACGUCCGCGAACUAUAUCCGUUGCAAAUCUUCAAAAAACAUCUGGUUUACAACACACCGGUCUUUAUAUUGUCAUUUCCGACGUUGAAAUGUUAUAUUGCAAAUGUUUUAAAGACUGUGGAGAAAAUGCUGGAGAACCCAAAUCACGAAGCAUUUAAAUUAGAACUUAUUGUCUAUGAACACGAAAGCAAACACUUGGAGAGCUAUGUGAUCGAAAUGCUGCCAAUAUCACUAGACUUGAUUCAGACAUCAGAUCAAUAUUUAUUGGAAUACGAGCAGCAGCUUCGAUCGGCUCUGUACAAAUUGGCAGAACGCUGUAAAAAGUUGCCCAAACUGCCACACGAUUCCAAGUUUAAACUGCAAAUUCACACCACACAGAUCGCCUUUCAACGUCUGAGUCAUGAUGUGCAUUAUCAGGAGUUUCCCUGGUUGCAGACGGAAGUAGAGCACAAAGAAGAUGCUUCCCAGAAAUUUAGCAUUUUGCCGCUGGCAAGAAUCAACAAGGUGGGACUAAAAAUGCAGGCGCAAUUCUAUAAAUUUUAG